Molecule: messenger RNA, 3145 nt
Organism: Triplophysa dalaica
Lineage: Eukaryota; Metazoa; Chordata; Actinopteri; Cypriniformes; Nemacheilidae
Product: proteoglycan 4
Exons: 12
Coding region: 259-2940 (893 amino acids)
Biological process (GO): protein localization to plasma membrane; T cell receptor signaling pathway; integrin-mediated signaling pathway
Cellular component (GO): plasma membrane
Source: RefSeq, a predicted model, not a curated record
ACUCGUUUGACGGGACAUUCUUUAAGCUCGUCAUUAGCGCUUGAACACGCUCAUCCAACCUCAUUCCAGUCUGAAGGCCAAUGGGCGAGAUUUCAGUCUUUGUGUUAUUUAUCCUCUGACAACUGCGACAGAACGUUCACACAUGCUGGAUCCUUUUGAAUCGUGAAGGAAGAACUCAAUGGAUUAUUAAUUAUGAGGAGUUGAGGAGAAAGAAGAGGAUCUUUUUGAAGAACUGCUGUAAGCCUUUGAGCCAGAAUAAUGGAACAGAAUGAGUCAAUAGAUUUUAAGACCCUGAAGGCCCGGUUUCAGGGUGAAAAUAAUUUGAAGAUCCCCACCAAACCAGUCAUACCAGAGAAACCCAAAAGAGUCCCUCCUCUGCCGGCGAAAGUCAGCAACCCCCUGAUCAGCUCCAUUAAUAAUGUUGUGAAAAAGGGUACGCCUCACGCUCCACGUGUGGUCUUCAGAGAUGAUAAAAAUCUCAACCACCAGCUCUCCCCAACGUGGGGGUCAAAGGGUAAUGUGCAAAAACCUGCCAAUAAUUCAGAACUUCUGAAUAACGACCAGGAGAGGGAAGGCGACAUUCCCAAGAGGCCUAUCAAAUAUAGGAAUCUUCCACUGGUUCUGCCAGUGCCUCAAAUAAAAGCUAAAACCCAAGUGCCUGAAACCAGCUCACUUACACCUGUAUCUGUUUCACCAGCCAUGGUGUCCACUACCAAGAAAUUUGUAUUUAACCCUACAAAAACUGGCAAUGAUGUUGUUAACCUGACAUCAUAUGCUGAAGGCAGUCCAUUUACACCACAGUAUGUUUCACCAGCCAGAGUGUCCACACCCAAGACAUUCAUAUUUAACACUAUAAACGCUGGAACAGAUACUGUGGACAACCCAAAACCAGCCCUUCGUACUUUUGACUAUUCUGUCAAAAGUCCGCCGACUCCUGCUAACCCAUCUAUAACAGCUACUGCUCCUUCUGAGAGUGUGCCCAUAGUCCCUAAAGCUCUUAUCCCUCCUCAGACUUCAGCUGGAGAACAUCCCGUCCCCAGCAUUUCUGCCUCAAGUAUUCCAGCACAGCACAUCCCAACCUUUCCCAUCCUUCAGUCUAAGAUUCCUGAGCAAACCAUUCCAAAACCAGCUACUCGUUCUGAAACUGUUAGUAAACCAGCAGUUACCAUGACAGAAACACCUCCUAAACCGAUUAUAAAUUUGCUCAAUUUAUCCGAGGUAUUUCCUCCACCGCAAGAAAGCCCUCCUCCACAUGAAAGCCCUCCUCCAGACUUCACUGAUAUUCCUCCUCCAAUUUUCCCUGAUGAGGAUUUUACAGACGAAGUCUUUUCUUAUCAAGCCAUUGCUAGAUUCCCUGCAUCUAUUAGUCCAACUGUCUCCAGGACAUCCUCCCCUGCCCCACCCACUCGUUCAACCAUAUCUCCAGAGCUUUUGCUGAAGCCCUAUACAUCUCGUCAAGGCACUGUUGCCACUCUGAGCACCCCUUCAACAGUCCUACUGGAUAAAGCGGUAGUCAACAAGGAGAACCAGACCUCACCCAAGUCACCACUUUCAUUCUUGGAGAGAGCCGAGGAGAUGUCUCCAGUUAAACGUACCGCACCACUUGACAACCGUGUGUUUAACAUACUUGAAAGGGCAAAGAAGAUGUCCACCAUGAGCCAGGGGGCUAGCACACCUGAAAAAACAUCCCCAUAUAAGAUGGAUCCACCUACGGUAGCUCUGUCUGAUACUUUGACCCCUGACAUGGCCCAACCUAAUCUAAGGCCAACUGAAAAAGCUUUACCACAGAUACCCAAAGCCAUGACUGAGGAAGCCUUGACUGUGCCGGAAAUAUGUGAAUGCCCUCCUGUUGACUAUGCGGAUCAUGUUCAUGUUCCACCAAAAUCCUAUCUACCUGAAACUCCACAGGUUAAUGGAUUUGAUCACAGGCAACUUUCACCAGGGAUUGUGUCAGUGGUAAAGCCAGUUAAUCCACCAACUCCACCAAUACGGAAGCCUCUACCAGCCACACCUGUUGGAGAGACCCCGACUGAGAAACCAAGGCCUCCUUUUGAACACCUACAGAUUCCUACCACUCCAACUCACCAUCUUGAGGCAUAUGAUGAGGAGCCAUAUAACAACUCCUUCGAUGAAUCUUUUGAAGAUACUGAAGAAUACGAAACUCCACCCGUUCCAAACUUUAGGCCAAUACCUCCAGUAGUAUCAGGUUUUGGAAGACCAACAUCUGGUCAUGAUAAAGCCUUCCAGGAACAGUGGGAUCCAAACCCUCAUGUUGCAAGGGAGAUGCUUCCAAACACGGAUUAUAGAGACAAUGGAGAAGCAGAUUUCGGAUCUGUGAUCUCUAGCUCUCCACAGCCAGGCACACAAGCCUCUUUACUACAAGAUCAUGUGCGAAGCUCCCCUGUCAGUUCAGGAUUCUUAUCUCAAUCAGGUGACAAUGUCUAUGAAGACCUAUCAAUUGGUAAAAAGGGGAAGAGCAAGAAACCGAAAGGAACUCCAAAAAGCAAGACGAAGAAGAACAUAACUACUGCUGUUGAAAAUCCAUAUGCGGAUGCAGCUUCUGCCAAGGAGCAGACUCCCAAGAAAGGCUUGUUCUCCAGAAAAAACUCAGCAAAGUCGGCUCAAGAAAAAGAACUAAAGAAGAAGGAGAAACAGCGUGAGAAGGAAAAAGAGAAAGAGAAGGAAAGAGAGAGAAAGGAGCAGAAGGAAAAGGAAAAGAAAGAAAAUGAAAUGAAGAAAAAAUUUAAGAUCACGGGACAGGAGGAGCCCAUUUAUCACGUUAAAGCGAUGGAGGACUGUAAGAGCAGUAAAAAUGACCUGCUGGUAAAAGUUGGAGAAACUGUGAGCAUUAUUCGUACCACCAGCUGCCCUAAGGGAAAUGGCUUGCCAAGGACAGCAGCAACAGAUACGGUUAUGUCCCAGUGGAGAGCAUGGAUUUGAACAUCGAUGGAAUUAAGGAGCUGGGGAAGAUGACAACAGCGACCAACAGAGCCAUUGUCAAUGGUCAUGGGGAAAUCGCCAGUACAGGCAGCAGAACCUCGGAUCAUAACGCCAUGAACAAUGAAAGCUUCUCAGAUUACAGCGAGGAAUGGACAAUCGAUGAAGAUGAGCCCAUAAACAGCUCACCCAGUGAAGCCGCACACAU